CUACCCAUUUCGAGCCCAAGCUGUUUGGGGCAUUGUUGUCAGCCAUGCCUGGUAUGCCAGCUGUGAAAGGAUGCUUGGUAUGGCUGUGCAUCCAUUUCUCCUCAGCCAGCAAGUAUUUGACCCUGGUGGAUCAAAUGGAAGAUUUGCUGAGUACGGCUGUGAGCUUCCAUCGUAGCGGCCGGGGGCGUGAGGCCCUCGAAGUGCUGCAGAAGAUUCGGGAGAAUUUCCAGGCUGCCAAGAGGCUGGAGCCUGCUUCAGCGGAUGCUUAUGUGGCUUUUGCUCAAGCAAUGUUGGCUUCAAAUAACUUGAAAGAAUCCAUUGAGGCCUGGGAAUCCGCUUUGGAACGGAUGAACGAAGACAAGGAUCCCUCCAUGUUUGCUUGGGCCAAGGGGCGUUUGCGCUGGGCACGCUAUGGUGUGGUGUCCAUGAAGAGGGAUGCUCUUUACGCAAAUGGCCAAGGAGAUCUGGUGGAAUCAAAAAAAUUGGUGGAGGAGCAACUGCAGAUUUACCCGGGAUUCCCCAGUCGUUUACACGACUUGGCGACCAUCCAAGUAAUGCUGUCGGAAUUUCUGGAGGACCAGGAGCAGGCGGCGGUGGAGAGUUUCAGGUCGUCGCAGAUCAGCGCGUGGAAGUCGUGGAUGGCGGGACUGCUGCAGCGAAAUAGGUCAACCUCCUGCGAGAAGGGCCGGAUCUUCUACGAUUGGAGUGAGGCCAGUGGGCCCAGUGGGUCUACUUCGCUAGUCUCAUUGAGCAACCUGACUGGCGGUUAUGUGGCCACCUUUCAUGACGUGGGCCUCAGUGGUGACGAUGGCCUCAUCGUGGACGAGGCCCGAUGUCAGAUCUUCCUGGGCUCCGCCGGGCUGGUGCUGAACCUGGCGCAGAAUCUGCAGCUGUUGGAGACCUGGGGCGAUCCGAGCAGCCCGUGGCGCAGUGGCUUCAAGUGGUUCGACUUGCAGGGGCCCAACGGACCCAACCAUGGGGCAUGGGAGAAGCCGAUGAAGGUGAAGCAGGCAGCGAGCCUUAUUCAGUUUGCUGGGACAUCUCACUUUCAUGUCUUGACGGAGGUCUUUGGCCGACUCCGGUUGUUGAGAGAUGCCAGGGUGUUGCAGGACCCAGCAACACAAUUGGUGAUCCCGAAGCCUUCCGGCUUUCUGGCUGCGGGCUUGAAACUGUUGACUGCAGGCUUGGGGAUAGCCGCAGAUCGGAUGAUUCACUGGACUCGUGGCCCAAGUGAUGUGCUACUGAGAGCAGAGAAAUUAUACUUUGCUGAUUGGAAGGUGCCCAUUGCCUUGGGACAGGAUGGUGGACACUGCCCAACGCCUCCAUUGCUUCUGCAAUCUGUCAGGGAUGCCCUAGCCGCGGGCCUAGCUGCGAAGCCAGGGCGGCGGGCCUUCGUUUUCAUCAAGCGGAAGAGGGGCGACAUGCGCAGCAUUUUGCAGGGUGAAAGCGAGUUGGAGAAGGAACUGCGCGCCCUGGCCUCGGCCGCAGCGCUGGACUUCGUGGCCUUCAGCGGUGAACUGAAGCUGAAGCCCACGGCGCGCCUCUUCGCCCGUGCCGUGGUGGUGCUGGGCGUCCAUGGCGGCGCCUUGGCGAACAUCAUCUUCUGCAAGGAGGAUGUGCAGAUCUUUGAGCUCGGCUUCCGGUCGCCCUUUGCUGGGCAUUACCGUUACCUGGCCGAUGCCCUGAAGCUACGCCUGACCCUGCUACCGUUGGCGCCAGAUGCGCGUGGCAUGGCCAGUCAGGAGGUGAAGCUGGCGGAUUUUCAGGGCGCCCUGCAGCAGAUUACCAGGGCAGUGUCCGGUAAGGAGGAGCUGUAAAGGGAGGAUUCAGUGGAUGGAUGAUGAAAUCUUGAAACCUUUCCAGAUCAGCUUGAAGUGGAUGCGGAAGUUUGGAGUUCGCAUUUUGGGAUCCCUGCGGACUGCGCGACUGCGAGGGAAAGGGAAAGAGCCUGUCCUGCUUGGAAUGCUGGGAAAGUUGAUGCCGAGUCGUUGCACGUUUAGACUGGAUUGGCUCGACAACAUUUUCACGUAGCAUGGUGUUAUUAUAUGCUUGGAUGCCAUACAGCAGCUGGCUUCAGCGCCUGUUUGGUCAUGGUCUUCGCAUGUCAACAAGGAAAACCCAGGUUCAGCGCAGUGCCAGCUUUGACGCUGAAUGUCGACAAGUUCACUGCAACGCGCCAACGCAUCGGUGCGUAGCUACUGCGUUACAGACCUUCGAAAGAGCUUGCUUCGUCAUCAAUGUGCUAACUUCGCAAAGAGAGGAGCCGGCAAGUUCUGCCACGCGAGGCCAUCAGGUGCCCUGCAGCCAAAAGUGCAGCCAGGUCUCCAUGCCGGUGCUGAUGUCCAUUUCAAUCAAUCCAUGAAGCUGUCUAUGGAAGCUUUCCUCAUUCUGAUACUAACCAGCUGAAGCACAGAUGUAUA
This is a messenger RNA of Cladocopium goreaui, 2420 nucleotides long. Lineage: Eukaryota; Dinophyceae; Suessiales; Symbiodiniaceae. The record is from the annotation of a GenBank genome assembly.